Colletotrichum acutatum is the source of this 288-nucleotide messenger RNA. RefSeq lists its product as uncharacterized. NCBI's taxonomy places the organism in Eukaryota, Fungi, Ascomycota, Sordariomycetes, Glomerellales, Glomerellaceae. The annotation marks the transcript as partial. The record is from RefSeq and is a predicted model, not a curated record. The transcript has a single exon.
GCUGACUUCGGAAAGUGCACUCCCACCAUUGACUUCCAGCUUGGCCGUGCUGGCCGCAAGGCCGACGAGGGAACCUUCCUGCCCACCGACGCCCUCGUUGCCCAGGGCCAGCAGGAUGCCCUCAACCCCAACAUCAUCAUCAACCGCGUCUGCGAUCAGCUCACCAACGUCUGCGAGGCCAACGAUGCUGCCAAGACCCAGUGCCUGGACGCCAAGGCCCAGAUUUUGGCCUCCGGUGACAAGAGCGCAGCUGUUGCCACCACCUUCAACGGUCUCCUCGGAUUCUAA